GCAGCACUCACGUAACAUAAUCCGCGGGACGAUACGGGCGAGUCGCGAGCCUGCAUGUGUGCGGUGUCGACCACCGAGUGCCAUCGCGGGUACCGACGCGACCGCUCGUCCCGUUUACUCGUUCUCUACCGACCGGUAUAUAACACAAAGUACAAUAACUACGAGUUCCAGCGACUUGUUUCCCGCGUCUUUCGCCGUCGCCGCGGACAACUCGACCAUAGAAGUUCACAGUCAGGUCAAUCUAGCCAGGGCGCGCGGGUCAUUGCCGCAUUCUCAGCGCUCGAAUUAACAAUGUUUGGAGCAAAUGUGCUGGUGGUGGCAGCGGCGUGGUUCGUCUGCGUGAUGGUGUGGCACCCGCAGCGAUCAGGGGUGGACGCGGCCAACUACCGGGUGGUCUGGUCGACACCUCCGCACACCAGUACUGACAACACACCGUCACAUGUAACGAGUGAUCGUUCCAUAAAAAUAGUGGAUGAUGACUUCAUAUUGGACGGGCAGCCGCUGCACAUCAUCUCGGGUUCGCUACAUUACUUCAGAAUACCUGCCGCCUACUGGCUAGACCGAUUACAGAAAAUAAAGGCAGCCGGCUUCAAUUCCGUCGCUACCUACGUGGAAUGGAGCUACCACGAGCCGGAGCGGAGGCAGUACCGCUUCACCGGGGACUACGACGUGGAGCAGUUCGUACGCACCGCCGCCGCCGUGGGGCUGCACGUCCUCCUGCGCCCCGGACCCUACAUCUGCGCUGAGAGGGACUUGGGAGGCCUUCCUUACUGGUUAUUGAGCAAGUAUCCAAACAUAAAACUACGUACGACUGAUAAAGAUUUCAUUAAUGAAACUCAAAUAUGGAUGGCUAAACUGUUUGAACAAAUGACACCACUUCUGUACGGCAACGGUGGACCAAUUAUUUUAGUUCAGGUUGAGAACGAAUACGGUAGUUACAGCAACGAUAUGAAGUACAAGAUUCAAAUGCGCGACAUUAUCAAACACCACGUGGGCACGAGCGCUUUGUUGUACACCACAGACGGCAGCCCCGAACCCUACCCGCAAGCAGGAGCAGUGCCAGAUACCCUCACUACUGUGGACUUCGGAGUAGGUUACAACCUCAAUACGGUGUUCAUACCACUGCGGAAAGUUAUGCCUAAGGGUCCGUUGAUGAACUCAGAGUUCUAUCCUGGUUGGCUGACUCAUUGGACAGAACAGCUGCAGACAGUGGACAAGGUGAGGGUCGUCAACUCACUGCGAGACAUGCUGGACCGUAAGAUCAAUGUCAACAUGUACAUAUUCGUCGGAGGAACCAACUUCGAGUUCAGCGCAGGUGCCAACCAAAACCCCAGAUUCUCCGAAUACCUUCCUGACAUAACCUCGUACGACUACGAUGCACCAAUAAGUGAGGCUGGGGACCCUACACCGAAGUAUUAUGCUAUCCGUGAUUUAAUGAAACAGUACAAUCCUGACAUACGGAACCAGACCCCGCCAGUGCCAUCUCCUAAAGGGGCUUAUGGGGAAGUGACAUUCAGCCACCAGAUAGAGCUGCUUUCACCUGAGGGUCGUGAUGAACUAGGCAAAAGGUACCAAGACGUGAGUGGUUCUAUUCUGCCAACCUUCGAGGCCCUGGAGCAACGCGCUGGACUGGUGCUGUAUGAAAUUGACCUCCCAGCGAAUAUCACCAGUCGUUUGCUAGAAAUAAAGAAACCAUGCGACAGGGUAUACGUUUAUAUCGAUGGUAUAUUCGCAGGUCUAAUAAGCAGAUCGAGCCAGAUAACCAGCUUGCCUAUUCCAUCCUACUUACACCUACCUGGAUCCAAGUUGUCCUUGCUAGUUGAGAAUCAGGGACGAAUAAAUUUUGGAGGAUUUAUACAUGAUUUCAAGGGAAUUCGAAGCGAAGUGAAGCUGGGUAAUCACGUACUGAAGGGUAAAUGGAAAGUGACUGGAUAUCCGUUGGAAAUAAUUGACGUGGAGCCUCAAAACCCAAGUCAGGCGCGCCGGGGUGGCCCUGCCCUAUAUCGAGGAUACUUCAGGCUGCCUCAGGGAUCUGAACGUUUGGACACCUUUCUCGACACCACUGGAUGGACCAAGGGGUACGUGUGGGUGAAUGGACAUAACCUAGGCAGAUACUGGCCAGCGACAGGUCCACAAGUUACUCUUUACGUGCCUGGAGUAUGGCUGCACUCUUACCCAGCCGUCAAUACGAUAGAAAUACUGGAGUCAGAAGAGUUGAGCUGCGAGGUGGGGCCGCCGUGCAGCCUGGUGCUGGCAGAUGGCUCCGUGUUCCGAGGACGCAGCUUCGGCGCACGAGUGCCCACCGAGGGUGAAGUUGUAUUCCAGACUGGUAUGGUGGGCUACCCGGAGUCGCUGACGGAUCCAUCGUACCACGCGCAGCUCUUGGUGCUCACGUACCCGCUGGUCGGCAACUACGGCGUGCCUGAUGAGGAGGAUCGCGACGAACACGGAUUGCCGAGAUGGUUUGAAUCCAGUCGCAUUUGGGCAGCUGGAUUGAUAGUGGGGGAAGUAAGUACCCGGGCUUGCCAUUGGCGCGCGCGCCGGUCUCUGGGCGCAUGGCUGGCGGCCCGUGGCAUCCCGGGUGUGUGCGGUAUUGACACUCGCGCACUCACCUAUCGCCUGCGAGAAGGAGUAAUCCUGGGCCGCAUCAUACAAGGAGAACCUCCUUUCGGAAUCCUCCCGGCUUUGAAGGACCCAAACGAAAGAAACUUAGUGGCUGAAGUCUCUGUUAAGGAGACAAAAACGUUCAAUCCCAAUGGCGAAGUUACAAUAAUGGCCGUAGACUGUGGCUUAAAAUAUAACCAAAUUCGGUGCUUAAUCAAAAGAAACGCAAAGGUUAUCCUUGUGCCAUGGGACCACAAACUAGAUUCCAGCAAAUUCGAUGGCCUUUUUAUCAGUAACGGGCCUGGUGACCCUGAAGUAUGCAAGAAAGUUGUUGAUAACUUGAAGGAGAUCAUCAACAAGAAAGACAAUGUGAAACCAGUGUUCGGUAUCUGUCUUGGUCAUCAGUUAUUAUCUACAGCCGCUGGAUGUAAAACAUAUAAAACUAGCUAUGGUAACCGUGGCCACAAUUUACCAUGCACGCACAAUGGCACAAACAGGUGUUUCAUGACAUCUCAGAACCACGGAUUCGCCGUUGAUGACAAAACAUUACCAGAAGGGUGGAAAGUGUUAUUCACUAACGAAAACGACAAAACCAAUGAAGGCAUCAUUCACAAAUCUCUACCUUACUUCAGCGUUCAGUUCCAUCCUGAACAUACUGCAGGACCGACUGACCUGGAGUGUCUGUUUGAUAUUUUUAUAGAUUCUGUUAAGGCUUAUAAAAACAAACAAAACGUUGUAGUAGAUGAGAUGAUUACGAAGAAGCUUACAUUCGAACCAACUCUUCCAGAAAAGCCAAAGAAAGUACUCAUUCUUGGAUCGGGAGGUCUGUCUAUUGGUCAAGCCGGAGAAUUUGACUAUUCUGGAUCUCAAGGUGUUAAAGCCAUGCAGGAAGAAAAAAUCCAGACUGUACUUAUAAACCCCAAUAUCGCUACAGUUCAAACCUCUAAAGGCUUGGCUGACAAAGUCUAUUUCUUGCCUAUUACACCAGAAUAUGUCGAGCAAGUAAUUAAAGCAGAACGACCAACAGGAGUACUGCUCACUUUUGGGGGCCAAACUGCAUUGAAUUGUGGUGUAGAGCUGCAAAAGUCAAAAGUAUUCGAAAAAUAUAACGUGAAUGUUCUAGGAACUCCAAUACAAUCUAUCGUAGAUACUGAAGACAGAAAAAUAUUUGCUGAAAAGAUCAACGCGAUUGGCGAAAAAGUGGCUCCUAGUGCCGCAGUGUCUUCGGUAGAAGAAGCUUUAGCAGCUGCGAACCAGAUUGGAUAUCCUGUGAUGGCUCGAUCUGCUUUUUCACUUGGAGGUUUAGGAUCAGGAUUUGCAAAUAACGAAGAAGAACUCAGAUCUCUUGCUCAUCAGGCACUGUCACACUCUGAUCAGCUAAUUAUUGACAAAUCUUUGAAAGGAUGGAAAGAAGUGGAAUAUGAAGUCGUCAGGGAUGCAUAUGACAACUGUAUCACUGUAUGUAAUAUGGAAAAUGUAGACCCUCUAGGAAUACAUACAGGAGAAUCCAUAGUCGUUGCGCCAAGUCAAACAUUGUCGAACCGUGAAUACUACAUGCUCCGAAAUACAGCUAUAAAAGUUAUAAGACAUUUUGGCAUUGUUGGAGAGUGCAACAUUCAGUACGCCCUUAAUCCGAACUCGGAAGAAUUUUACAUAAUUGAAGUGAACGCUAGACUUUCCAGAAGUUCUGCGUUAGCAAGUAAGGCCACAGGUUAUCCAUUAGCAUACGUAGCGGCAAAAUUAGCUCUUGGAAAACCCUUACCCGAAAUUAAAAACUCGGUUACUGGAGUUACUACAGCGUGUUUUGAACCAAGUUUGGAUUACUGUGUUGUCAAAAUACCAAGAUGGGAUUUAGCUAAAUUCAAUAGAGUAAGCACCAAAAUUGGAAGUUCCAUGAAGAGUGUGGGUGAAGUUAUGGCCAUUGGUAGAAGUUUUGAAGAAGCUUUCCAAAAAGCACUACGCAUGGUUGAUGAAAACGUGAAUGGAUUUGAUCCAAAUGUUAAAGAAGUAAACGAAAAUGAAUUGAGAGAACCCACGGACAAAAGAAUGUUUGUCUUAGCUGCGGCACUUCGAAAAGGAUAUACCGUUGAAAAACUUUAUGAGCUCACAAAAAUUGAUCACUGGUUUCUUGAAAAAUUCAAGAACAUAAUAGAUUAUUAUAAAACUUUGGAAGCCGUUGAUUCAGCAUCGAUUACUUCGGAAAUAUUAAAGAAAGCCAAGCAAAUUGGGUUUUCUGAUAAACAAAUUGCUGCUGCGAUCAAAAGUACCGAACUGGCUGUGAGAAAAUUGAGAGAGGAAUAUAAGAUCAAUCCAUUUGUGAAACAGAUAGACACCGUUGCGGCAGAGUGGCCUGCAACAACAAAUUAUUUGUAUAUGACAUAUAACGGUAUAUCACACGAUUUAGAUUUUCCAGGAGAUUUUACAAUGGUGUUAGGAUCAGGGGUAUAUCGGAUAGGGAGCUCAGUUGAAUUUGAUUGGUGUGCUGUGGGCUGUUUAAGAGAACUUAGAAAUCAAGGCAGAAAAACAAUCAUGGUAAAUUAUAAUCCUGAAACGGUUAGUACUGACUAUGAUAUGAGCGAUAGAUUAUAUUUUGAAGAAAUUUCUUUUGAAGUUGUCAUGGAUAUUUACAAGCUUGAGCACCCCAAUGGAGUUGUUCUUUCUAUGGGAGGUCAACUGCCCAAUAAUAUAGCCAUGGACCUGCACAGGCAACAAGCAGUUAUACUGGGAACGUCUCCGGACAUGAUUGACAAUGCCGAAAACAGAUUUAAAUUUUCAAGGAUGUUGGAUCGUAAAGGUAUUCUUCAACCGAAAUGGAAGGAACUUACAAAUCUCGAAUCUGCUAUAAACUUCUGUGAGGAAGUAGGAUAUCCUUGUUUGGUUCGACCUUCUUAUGUCUUGAGUGGAGCAGCUAUGAAUGUGGCAAACUCAAACCAAGAUCUAGAGGCAUACUUGAAGUCUGCAAGUGAAGUAAGUAAAGAUCACCCUGUGGUCAUAUCAAAAUUUAUCAUGGAUGCUAAAGAGAUUGACAUUGAUGCAGUCGCUGCUGAUGGAGUCAUAUUAUGUAUGGCUGUUUCUGAACAUGUUGAAAACGCUGGGGUGCAUUCUGGUGAUGCCACACUUGUCACUCCACCUCAAGAUAUUAACAACGAGACCUUGGAUAAAAUAAAAGAAAUUGCUAGAAUAAUAGCUGAAACGCUUGAUGUUACUGGUCCCUUUAAUAUGCAAUUGAUAGCAAAGGACAAUGAGCUCAAAGUAAUAGAAUGCAAUAUAAGAGUCUCCAGGUCGUUUCCUUUUGUGUCUAAGACACUUGAUCACGACUUUGUUGCAAUGGCAACUAAGGUGGUAUUAGGUAUACCUGUAGAGCCAGUAGAUGUCAUGACUGGUUGCGGUAAAGUGGGAGUGAAGGUUCCCCAAUUCUCAUUUUCAAGAUUGGCAGGCGCUGACGUUACCUUAGGAGUGGAAAUGGCAUCAACGGGAGAAGUCGCAUGCUUUGGUGAAAACCGUUACGAAGCUUAUUUAAAAUCCCUAAUGAGCACUGGGUUUAGGAUACCCAAAAAAGCCAUAUUGCUGUCUGUUGGCACAUUCAAGCACAAAAUGGAAUUACUUCCAAUUGUGAGAAUACUACAACGAAUGGGCUACAAGCUUUACGCAAGUAUGGGCACAGGUGACUUUUACACCGAACACGGAAUCGAAGUCGAGAGUGUACAAUGGACAUUUGACCACAUCGGAGAUCCCGAAGACGCCAGAUCAGACGGUGAACUUAUGCACCUCGCUGACUUUAUGGCUCGACGUCAACUAGACCUGGUGAUCAAUCUACCAAUGCGGGGAGGAGCUCGUCGGGUGUCUUCCUUCACUACACAUGGAUACAGAACUCGCCGAUUAGCUGUAGAUUAUGCAGUACCUUUGGUCACGGACGUGAAAUGUGCAAAACUUUUAGUUCAGGCCAUGCUUCGAUGCGGAGGGGCACCUCAUAUGAAAACACAUACAGACUGCAUGACUUCACGAAAUAUUAUUAAAUUGCCCGGAUUUAUUGAUGUACACGUUCAUGUUCGCGAGCCUGGUGCUACAUAUAAAGAAGACUUUGACUCCUGUACAGCAGCUGCCCUUGCUGGUGGAGUAACAAUGAUUUGCGCUAUGCCUAACACAAAUCCUCCAUUGAUAGAUCGCACGGCAUAUGAUUAUGUGUCGACACUCGCUCGAGUAAGUGCACGAUGUGACUAUGCUCUGUAUGUUGGAGCAUCUUCGACUAAUUGUGAAACUGCGUGUGAUCUCGCACCUCAAGCUGCAUCUUUAAAAAUGUAUCUUAAUCAAACAUUUACUACACUGCAAUUAGAUGACAUGACUAUAUGGCAACGUCAUCUUCAAAACUGGCCAAAGAAAAUACCAGUAUGUUGCCACGCAGAGCGUGAAAAGACAGGAGCAGUAAUUCUGAUGGCAUCUUUACUAGAUAGGCCUGUGCAUAUUUGUCAUGUCGCUAGGAAAGAGGAAAUUCUUAUUAUCAAGGCUGCUAAAGAGCGAGGGCUAAAAGUGACCUGUGAAGUAUGUCCUCAUCACUUAUUUUUAAGCACAUCAGACGUUGACCGAGUUGGAGAAGGACGGGCUGAAGUACGUCCAGUUCUUUGCAGUCCUGAAGACCAAGCUGAACUGUGGAAAAAUAUGGACAUCAUCGAUGUUUUUGCAACAGAUCAUGCUCCUCAUACAGUGGAAGAGAAAAACGCGGAUAAACCUCCACCAGGAUUUCCGGGAUUAGAAACGAUAUUACCAUUACUUCUUAAUGCAGUACACCAAGGACGCCUCACCAUUGAGGAUAUCAUCAACAAAUUCCACAGAAACCCCCGAAAAAUUUUCAAUUUACCUGAGCAGCCUAAUACGUAUGUGGAAGUUGACAUGGAUUACGAAUGGAAAAUUCCGUCAUCAAUGGAGUUCACAAAAUCCAAAUGGACUCCAUUUGCUGGUAUGAAUGUCUGUGGAGCAAUUCACCGUGUAACUCUUCGAGGUGAAAUUGCUUAUGUAGAAGGUCAGAUUUUAGUACCUCCUGGAUUUGGACAAAACGUUCGAGAUUGGCCUACUCCAAAAAAACAGUCAUUCCCAGUUUACGCUAUUGAGAAAACUGAAAAAGAAAUUACCAGUAGACCUAACUCAGCACUAGAUUUCCAUACUUCUGGUGAUGCCAGUCGUCUAAGUGAUAUUGAAUUUGAUCAAAUCGAAUCAAACAAAACUGAUGGAACGAGUAAAUUAAAUGUUCACUUCAACGAUACAGCAGCACUCAGAAGCAUGUCGCCAUUACCUCCACAAACAACCACGAGGCAACGAUGUGACAGCACCUCUUAUUACAACCCUCCUCAGCAAUCGGGCACUCAGCGUCAACGUAGUGACCUGUUUGGAAAAAGUAUCCUCACUGUUGCUACAUUCACAAAAGACACACUUAAUGACAUAUUUAACUUGGCCCAAUUUAUGAAGACGUGUGUGAGCAAAGGUAGAAACCUAGACGACAUCUUACGAGGGAAAGUUAUGGCAUCCAUAUUUUACGAAGUCAGUACGCGAACAAGUUGUAGCUUUGCAGCAGCUAUGCAAAGGCUCGGAGGCUCUGUUAUUCAUACUGAUGCCACAAGUUCGUCGGCUAAAAAAGGAGAAACGUUAGAAGACAGCGUGGCGGUGUUAGCCAGCUACUCCGAUGUUGUUGUACUGCGUCAUCCCGAGCCAGGCGCGGUUGCGAAAGCAUCUCGACACUGCCGCAAGCCGAUUAUAAAUGCAGGAGAUGGCAUUGGUGAACAUCCUACCCAAGCGUUACUUGAUGUAUUCACUAUUCGAGAGGAGAUUGGUACAGUAAAUGGCCUUACCAUCACAAUGGUUGGAGAUCUGAAGAACGGUCGCACCGUUCAUUCUCUCGCUCGCCUCCUCACCCUAUACCAAGUCCAACUUCAAUAUGUGAGUCCGCCAGGACUUGGCAUGCCAAAACAUAUCAUGGAAUAUAUAGCCAGCACAGGAACUCCACAAAAAGUUUUCGAGCGGCUAGAAGAUGUUCUUGCAGAUACCCAUGUCCUAUACAUGACAAGAAUUCAACGUGAAAGAUUUGCUAGCCAGGAGGAAUAUGAAAAGACGCGUGGCUUACUGGUGGUGACGCCGCAACUGAUGACGCGUGCGCGGCGCCGCAUGGUGGUACUCCACCCCUUGCCACGAGUCGACGAGAUCUCCCCAGACUUCGACUCAGACCCUCGGGCCGCCUACUUCAGACAAGCGGAGUACGGAAUGUACGUCCGAAUGGCGUUACUUGCCAUGGUUGCCGGCGUCAACCCUCUCAUAUAAGUGGAUCUUCCAAAAGCUAUAAAAUCCUUAAUCUCUCCACACACAGAGGCGGUAGCGCAAGCGUUGCGAGUUGGCGAGUCGGAGUUACUAAUAAAACGGGGCGUAUAUCUCUGUGUGAACGCGUGCUUACGAACUCAAAUAUUACAAAAUAUUCCUGGCCGCAUCUGUGUGUUUUAGAUUAAUUGUAUAAUUGACAAAUUAGGAAGCGAUCCUAGUAUAUGUAUAUAAUACAUAAUACUAAUGUAAUGAAUCAUAAUGUGAUGUAUCUAUUCGUAGAUCGUAUAGAAAAAUAUAAAUAAUCGAAUCAUCUAGACAUAGGUUUCCAAGGCCCAAUGUCAACAGAUAACGAAAAUAGUAAAAUAGAUAAUACAAACAUACUGACCUAUCUUAAUAAUUGAUUUAAUGUGAUAAAAUUGAUAAUAUUAGAAGACAAUAAAUCGGAAUGUAAACAAAUAGGUAUAUAAACUCGUCCAUGAGAGAUUAUGGAAUCAUUAACGGGCCGAGCUUACAGCUUAUCAGAAGAAUAGAAUAGAAAUGUUUUAUUGCGACCAUGUGUUUGUACAAAUUGUGGUGUUAUAAAAAUACAGAAGUAAGUAUUAUAGUAUCAUCAUGGACCCGGUAGCGGCACUGCAACUGGUAGAGAGGACAACAUAGUUAAUUAUUAGUCAGUGAUACAAUUUAUAUUUAUCAUACUUACUAUAUUUUAACAAUAUUAUUGUACUAUUAUGUUAAGUAUUGUUUUAUGUGUUUAUUAUGAUUUAAUUUUUAAAAUGUUACUUAUUAAAAAUUAAUAUUUGUAGCUGUAAGUGCGAAAAUUCUAGGUCAGCCACUUUUGAUACGAAGUUAUGAAGAUGUAAGCUGUUGCGCCUUUUUACUGCCGGAAUCGGCACAUCACUGCUGCUGCAGCAGUGAUGUGCCGAUUCCGGGAAUAUUCCCGGCAGUAAAAAGGCGCAAAACUUAUGUAAAAUGUGCCUGUAAUAUUACCUAACCUUUAUGCAGAUAAGACCAGAGUACAAGAGAGAACAAUUUGGAUAAGAAAAACAGCCAGUGUCGUUACUAUAAAAGUUUCUACAACGGGAACAUUCCCACUUUGGGAACAUUCCCGGGAACGACUCACUGGGUAAUGACGCUUGGUGAAAGGCAAUCAGCAGUAAUAAGUGAUGAAGUGGUGAACCGGUGUAGGACCAACCAUGGAAAGUCAAACCAUCACCUACAUAAAUGGGGCUUAAAGGAGUCGCCAUACUGUGAAUGUGGUCACCCGGAUCAAACCAUAUCUCACAUAGUGAACGAGUGCCCUCUGCACCAGUUCCCAGGUGGUAUAGCCGAGCUGUAUUGUGUGACGGAUGCAGCAGAGACUUAUUUUAUUUUUGUAUGCCAUACGCAAUAAUAAUAAAAGCAGUAAUAAGGACUAAUAGUCCAUUAUCAACACAAUCCCUCUCGAUUAAUACCAGUUUCGGUGUUAUUUGUAGUGUUGAAAAACUAAGCAAUUUUUAUAGAAGAAAUAAUUGAAUAUGUUCUUUAUUUAAAUAGAUGAAUACCCGAAGAAAAAUGUCCGCCUUAGAAAAAAAUAAACAGCUACACCUACAAUGUACAUCUUUACUCCAAGGGUUAUAAAACUACUUUUGUUAUUAUAAUCAUUUUUUAAUAUAAGUACAGUACAGUACAAAUAUAAAUAUAUACAAGUAUACAUAUGCCAUAUUAAGUAAUUAAUACAUUGGUUAAUAUCAUAUUAUCAUAUACUUGUUGCCACAUACCAACGUUUCGCGUCUAAGUGUCCACUAAUACGAUUUUUUUAGUAUACCUACCUAUUUUAAUAGGUAUUACAUAAAACGUAAAACAUCUUAGGGAACUCCUUUAGCAUUUACUACGGUUACAUUCCUAAAAGUAUACGACAAGUGAUCAUUAUUAUUUAAAAUGAUUUUCGUAAUUAAAACCUGUGUAUAUUAUACAUAUAAUAUACUGUAUUUUAUUCUCA
Messenger RNA from Pectinophora gossypiella (pink bollworm), 10885 nucleotides. It is a transcript of the gene rudimentary, whose product is annotated as CAD protein. The record is from RefSeq and is a predicted model, not a curated record. Gene Ontology annotation, molecular function: hydrolase activity, hydrolyzing O-glycosyl compounds; amino acid binding; carbamoyl-phosphate synthase (glutamine-hydrolyzing) activity. NCBI's taxonomy places the organism in Eukaryota, Metazoa, Arthropoda, Insecta, Lepidoptera, Gelechiidae. Gene Ontology annotation, biological process: L-arginine biosynthetic process; carbohydrate metabolic process; L-glutamine metabolic process. The transcript is spliced from 23 exons. Gene Ontology annotation, cellular component: carbamoyl-phosphate synthase complex; cytoplasm. Bases 55 to 8910 code for a protein of 2951 amino acids.